GUUGCUUGCUGGGCACAGGGAAUUUUGCUUCCAACAGUGAACCAGAUUGUGCAAUUUUGGCUCAAUUUCAUGACCGUGUGUUGAAGCUAGCCAGAUAAGCUCCGAAGCGAAAAGAGGCGAGCUCUGGGUGUGAAAAGUUUAUAGAAGAAAUUACUCAUCGCUCCCACCACUACCACCACCGCCAGCGCUAUCUGUGUCUCUCUCCCUGUCUCUCUCGCUCUUUCUCUUUCGUCGACGCCACCGCUGCCGCCGCGCCCCACCAAUCGAAGAGCAGGAGUACUAGAUCGGGCCCGUGACAGUUGUGUGUGCAGACAGUGAACAAGUGUCAAACCCCCGGGGUCGUGUCCCAAUCGUCGCUUUUUACACAUCGCGCAGAAUUGAGGAACUCGUUUAGUUUUGUCUUUCGAUUAUUUGGUGGUGAAUAGAUUCAUUAGCCGUUCGUAUUCUGCAGCACGAAACACACAACAACGGUGGGUUUUCCGGUGAAACAAACCAGCUAAAGCAGACCCUCCUGAGACGGCCAAAAACCUCUUCCACCCUCCGGAUCUGCCGUCACCAUCAGCACAGACCAGGCUACAGAAACAAUGGCGGAUGUUGACGAUGUGAUAAGCGACCAGGACAAGAUCCGAAUCGCGUCCGACUUCCUGAUGCACGCACCGCCCGGCGAGUUUAACGAAGUCUUCAACGAUGUGCGCGAGCUGCUGAACGACGAUCGGCUGCUGAAGGAGGGCGCGAGUGCCGCCUGCGCCCAGUACAACAAGGACCAGCUCACUCCAGUGAUCCUCGAAAACUCCGAGCUGGCCGUGCUCAUCACAGAGUUUAACGAUCUCGGUGGUGGCCGUUUCUUCGAUCCGCGCACCAAGCAAAGCUUCAAGUUCGACCACCUGCGCAAGGAAGCGUCCGAUCUGCAGAACCACGACGGCGACCACACGUCCGAGCAGUGGCGCGCGAUGCUGGACAUCGAGACGCUCACAUACUCCGCCAACCACUACCGCAACGGGUCCUGCUCGGUGUUCGGCCGAACGGUGAACGGGCAGAUCACGCUCAACGUCUGCAUCGAGGACCACCAGUUUCAGCCGAAAAACUUCUGGAACGGCCGGUGGCGCUCCGUGUGGGCGAUCACGUUCCCCGCGACCGGGGGCGGCACGGCCGAGCUGAAGGGUUCGCUCAAGCUGCAGGUGCACUACUACGAGGACGGCAACGUGCAGCUCGUGUCGGCGAAGGACUGCCGCGAGACGGUGCCGAUCACGAACGAGGCCAACACGGCGAAGGAGAUCAUACGACUGAUCGAGGAGAGCGAGCACGACUACCAGACGGCAAUAUCGGAAAACUAUCAGACGAUGUCCGAUACGACGUUCAAGGCGCUCCGGCGGCAGCUGCCCGUAACGCGAACGAAAAUCGACUGGAGCAAGAUCGUAUCGUACAGUAUCGGCAAGGAGCUGAAGACGCAGUAAAAAGCGCAAAGCGAGCGCGCUGCCUUCCCCUCCUUUCCCGGACAUACAUACACGCUGCAGACGGCGGGGGCUGUCUGACCGGGGUCGGUCGGAUAUGGCAGAUGACGCGACAUAUAAAUAAGGAACUAAGGCGUAUGCGCAUGCGCAUGUUAAGGGGCAAGGGCGCGCGAAACACGAGGAAAGUUAAAAGGGAAUGCGAACUAGAAAAAUGAGGCGACAAGGUGAAGCUUUUUUUCUUCUUUUUGUUUGUUAAUUUCGUACGUACAAGAUGAUAGCAAGGUCCAUCCCCCCCCCCGUGCGCGCAAUGCUAAUGGAGGUAUCAGCAUUGGAAGGUUCCGCAACGAGAGAGAGAGAGAGAGAGAGAGAGAGAGAGAGAGA
Messenger RNA from Anopheles arabiensis, 1832 nucleotides. RefSeq names its product F-actin-capping protein subunit alpha (gene cpa). The transcript has 3 exons. Gene Ontology annotation, molecular function: actin filament binding. The record is from RefSeq and is a predicted model, not a curated record. The coding region runs from base 585 to 1454 and encodes 289 amino acids. Gene Ontology annotation, biological process: barbed-end actin filament capping; actin cytoskeleton organization. Gene Ontology annotation, cellular component: F-actin capping protein complex; actin cortical patch. Lineage: Eukaryota; Metazoa; Arthropoda; Insecta; Diptera; Culicidae.